Molecule: messenger RNA, 507 nt
Organism: Aureococcus anophagefferens
Lineage: Eukaryota; Pelagophyceae; Pelagomonadales; Pelagomonadaceae
Exons: 1
Biological process (GO): fatty acid beta-oxidation
Molecular function (GO): enoyl-CoA hydratase activity
Source: RefSeq, a predicted model, not a curated record
GACGUGGCCGUACUCGAGUUGGACGACGCUGACACGCUGAACGCCAUGUCCGCGUCGCUGCUUGCGGGUCUGGCGCGACGCGUGCGCGAGGCGUCGGCGUCGACAGCCCGGGCGGUCGUCCUCCAGGCCAGCGGGCCCCACUUUUGCACGGGCGGUCGCUACGCGGGCAAGCCGGGAGCGGCUCCUUGGUGGCUCAAGGCACGAGGUGUCUAUGGGCCGUCUGUCGUCUUGGACGCAUACCGCAGGCUUCCCCUGGCGUCGACGACGGUCUGCCACGGGACCUCCGUGGGUGGUGGAUUCCUGUUGGGCAUCGCCGCGGACCUUCGCGUCUCGACGGUCUCGGCCCGAUUCCGGCUCGGUGUCUCCCCGCACGGUCUCACGCCGGUCCUAUCCGCCACAGUGAUUCUCCCCGAGAUGAUUGGCGGGAGCCUCGCGGUCCGUCUGUACGUCGAAGACGCGCUCCUCGACGCCGAAGCCGCCCGCGGAUCCGGGAUCGUGCAUCGCGUU